Messenger RNA from Aspergillus viridinutans, 1140 nucleotides. RefSeq lists its product as uncharacterized. Lineage: Eukaryota; Fungi; Ascomycota; Eurotiomycetes; Eurotiales; Aspergillaceae. Gene Ontology annotation, molecular function: protein kinase activity; ATP binding. Gene Ontology annotation, biological process: protein phosphorylation; spliceosomal complex assembly; regulation of mRNA processing. The transcript is spliced from 5 exons. The record is from RefSeq and is a predicted model, not a curated record. The coding region runs from base 1 to 1140 and encodes 379 amino acids.
AUGUUUCCAUCGCUUCUACGCUCUUUAUCUCGACUCGGACGGACAUGGAAGCCCCGCGAAUUCUCCAAUCCGAACUUCGUCCGGAUACCUGCCAGUCAGAAGAUCGAAGAAGAAACCAUCCCAGAUUAUGUUGCUUCGCGGUAUUAUCCUGCUCGAAUAGGAGAGAUUUUCAAGGACCGAUACCAAAUCGUAGGAAAACUAGGGUUCGGAACUAGCUCGACUGUAUGGCUUGCUCGGGAUAUGAACCGUUGUCGUUAUGUUACCCUCAAGGUCUUCAUCAAGUCUACAUCCAUGGGUCAGCAAUUAGACGACGAGCUCAAGAUGUACCAACGCAUGGAGAGAGCCCCGAAAAGCCACCCAGGUCGCAAGGCUAUUAGAUCGUUACUCGACUCGUUUGAUGUCGAUGGGCCCGACGACAAACACCGAUGCCUCGUGCAUCCUCCAUUAUGGGAGAGUGUUUUGAUGUUUCUGCACCGCAACCCAGUCUACAUCAAGGCCGACAACAUCAUGCUUGGCAUCGCCGAUGACUCGGUUUUCAGUGACUUUGAAGAGCGGGAGCUUCAAACUCCCUGCCCGAGGAAGGAGCUAGAUGGAAGAAUCAUCUACGUCUCCCGGGAACUCCGAAUGCCCAGGGAAUGGGCCGCCCCGGUCCUCUGCGACUUUGGCUCAGCAAUGUCCAGUGGCAUACAGCACUCAGAAGACAUUCAACCUAAUAUCUAUCGAGCACCGGAGGUGAUUCUGGAAGUUCCCUGGACGUACAGCGUCGAUAUAUGGAAUGUGGGAUGUAUGAUUUGGGACCUUUUUGAAGGGGAGUCCUUAUUCACUGGCCACGACCCAGAACUUCAGACAUACCGAAGUCGAGCUCACCUUGCUGAGAUGAUCGGUCUCCUUGGGUCCCCGCCGCUCAGUCUUCUUGCUCAAGGGAAGCUGAGCAGCAAAUUCUUUUCCGAUGAAGGCGACUUCUGCGCUGGAAUUCCAUUACAAGAUCGGAUUCCGCUCGAGGAGAGGGAAACCACUCUCGAGGGACAGGACAAAGCGAUUUUUCUACGCUUUAUGCGGAAAAUGUUGCAGUGGGAGCCGGGGAAGCGUAGCUCCGCUAAAGAACUAGAAGAGGAUGAGUGGAUUCGUAAGGAUACAUGA